This is a messenger RNA of Fopius arisanus, 871 nucleotides long. It is a transcript of the gene EMC8-9, whose product is annotated as ER membrane protein complex subunit 8/9. Gene Ontology annotation, cellular component: EMC complex. Bases 95 to 712 code for a protein of 205 amino acids. The record is from RefSeq and is a predicted model, not a curated record. The transcript has 5 exons. Lineage: Eukaryota; Metazoa; Arthropoda; Insecta; Hymenoptera; Braconidae.
CUCCUCCCCUCCCCUUCGCUCGUGCCCAUUAACGUCCACCAUAUGACGUGUUAAAUACCCCCGAGUCUGGAUUACUGAGUGUUUUUAAACAAAAAUGGCUAAAAUAUCGUUUUCACCCAAAGCUUAUUGCAAAAUUGUUCUACACGCAGCUAAAUAUCCACAUUGCGCCAUAAAUGGAUUACUUCUGGCUAAACAUAAAAAGGGGGAGGGCAAAUCCAGUGAUGUACAUAUAGAAGAUGCUAUUCCAUUAUUUCAUCAGUGUCUCCAUGUCUCGCCCAUGUCAGAAAUAGCGUUGGGUUUGGUCGAUCAAUUUGCCAUGGAGAAUGGAAUGGACAUCGCUGGCUAUUAUUUGGCUAAUGAACUUCUCAACGACAUGUGUACGGAGAAACCUGGGCACAGGAUAGCUGAUAAAAUUGCUGAUAAUUUUGGAAAUGCAGUGAUGGCUGUGGUAGAUAACAGAGAGUUCACUCAUAAUAUGGGCACAAAUCUCCUUCGAAUCUCGCAGUACCAGGACGGAGUGUGGAAGAUCCAGGAUAAAGCAGACAUUGCUUACGAUGAUGGAGAAGCCAUAGCUGGAGCCAUCGAGUCCCUCCUGAGGGAAGAGCGAUACCGGCAGUUGAUCGAUUUCGACAAUCACCUGGACAACAUAUCCCUGGACUGGCACAACCUUGAGCUCAACAAAAUAAUUAAAAAAACUAUUUCAACUCAAUGAUAAUUCACUCUUUAAUGCAUUCCAAUCAAGAAUUUUUCCGUCUGUUAGUUGAAAUAAUUGUAAUUGUUCAUGUACAUAAAAUUCAAAGCAUUUUCAACGGGUCAGAGUAAAAAUAAAAUCUGCACAUGGAUGAAAGAGAAAUAAACAGUUUUUAUUCUU